Messenger RNA from Andrographis paniculata, 955 nucleotides. RefSeq names its product chromatin modification-related protein eaf6-like. Gene Ontology annotation, cellular component: histone acetyltransferase complex. Lineage: Eukaryota; Viridiplantae; Streptophyta; Magnoliopsida; Lamiales; Acanthaceae. The record is from RefSeq and is a predicted model, not a curated record. Bases 192 to 665 code for a protein of 157 amino acids. The transcript has 7 exons.
GGCGCCCCUUCCUUAUCCGCUCACGUUAUCUUCACAGACACAGUAAAGAUACGUAUUUCAUUUCAUAUCCUCUUUUUGGUCUUCCCCAAGUUUCCUCCUAAAGGCAUAACGACCUCUCCCAUUCAAAAUACCGUUAACCCUAAUCUGGUAACUCUCUUUCGCAGCCCUCAAUUGGCGCCAUUACUACAACCAUGGAGCUCCAAGGACACAGAGGCUCUAAUAAUCCCAAAAUGAUGCUGUCUUCUGUACUGAGCAAGCGGGAAAAGCUUCAGGACGAACUCCGAAGUGUCGAGAAGCAGGUGUAUGAACUCGAGACAAGCUACUUGCAAGGAACGAGCACUUUCGGAAAUGCAUUGAAGGGCUUCGACGGAUUUCUUUCAUCGUCCAAGAAUACAGCUAAUUUAAAGCGAUCCCGGAAGUUUCAGCUCGAAGAUCGAAUCUUCUCGUUGUCGUCAGUCACCUCACCCGCGGCCGAGGAGCUUCGAGCCGGCAAAGAAGAUGGAAAGUCGGAUAUGGUCCAAGGUCGUCCUAAGGCUGGAGGCGGCCUGACAGCUGUUGCACCGGGGAAGCCGAAGAAGGGAAGAGGGGGGCAGCGGGAGGUGAAGAAAAUGAAGGCGUCGGGCGAGGUGGAUCCUGACGAGGAAGAUGAUCUUGAUCUCAGAUAGUUCGAAAUGUGUUUGUUUUAAUUUUAGGUAGUCGAAUGGCUGAUGUGUUGUGUGUUGUUCGUUCUUUUAGUUUGCUCCAAAUUUUUUUCCAAGUCUUUAUGAUUAAGGGCGUAGGUACGUAUUCUUUCUUCUUGUUUUAUUGUGGUGUUUUGUUAGUUUAUUUGAUGUUGUAAGAAGAUGUUAUUAGUUGAUGGAGUUUUUGGUAAGAAUUAUGUAUUAUGUACAACAAUUGUCUUACAUAUUUUAUUUAUUUCUUGAUAUUAUUAUUAUUAUUAUUAUUAUUACUACUA